UGCCCAGCGAUCCCCAGGUCGCACUCGGUCUUCUCCAAGUUCUCGGAGUGGUGCGAGGACGAGGCCCGCCAGCUGGGUUUCCAGAUCAAGACGUCCCAGGGCGAGAUUGCGGACCUGAAGGCGACCAUCGAGAAGGAAGCCUCCAACAUCGCGGCGUACGAGACCAAGAUCGAGGAACUUGCUGCAGAGCUUGCGUUAGACGAGGCCGACCUGAAGGCCGCUACCGAGAUCCGCGCGAAGGAGCAGUCCGACUUCGCCGCCGAGGAGAAGGAGCUGGUGGAGGUGGUCGACACGCUCAAGAGGGCGACCGCCAUCUUGACGAGGGAGAUGGCCAAGAUCGGCUCGGCCUCGAUGCUCCAGCUGCAGAGCGCCAGGUCCCUGGAGCAGGCACUCUCCGUGAUGGUGCAGGCCUCCCUGAUUAGCUCCACCGACGCCAGCAAGCUGUCCUCGCUGAUGCAGACCAUGCAGCAGUCAAGCGAUGACGACAGCGACGCUGGCGCUCCAGACGCCGCAGUGUACCAGGGCCACGCCGACGGCAUGGGCCGCGAGGCCGACGGCGGCAUCAUCGCGGUCCUCGAGGACCUCACCGCCAAGGCCGAGGCCCAGCUCGACGGGCUGCGCAAGGCGGAGACGUCGUCCCUUCAGAACUUCCAGGUGCUGGCCCAGAACCUCCAGGACGAGAUCAAGAACGGCAACGCGGACCUUUCCGAGGCCAAGAAGGGCAUGGCCGCCAGCGGCAGCUCGAAGGCGGAGGCCGAGGGCGACCUCGGCGCCCACCUCGAAGGACCUCGCCAGCGACGAGGAGACCAAGGCGACCCUGCAUUCGAACUGCAUGGAGAAGGCGGAGACCUUCGAGGCGGAGCAGAAGAGCCGCGGCGAGGAGCUGAAGGCGCUGGCGGAGGCCAAGAAGGUCCUCACGGAGACGACCACUGGGGCGGACGCGCAGAGCUAUUCCUUCCUGCAGACGGAGCCUGACCUCCGGCGCGGACCUCGCGCGCUACGAGGCCGUGCGCUUCGUGCAGGACGACCUCUCGCAGCGGCAGAACUCCACCGCCCUGGCGCAGCUUGCCAUGCGCAUGGCGUCCGUCGUUCGCGUCAGCAGCGCCAACGGUGACGACCCUUUCGCCAAGAUCCAGGGGGGUCUCAUCUCCGACAUGAUCGGCAAGCUGGAGGACGAGGAGCCGCGGCGGACGCCGACCACAAGGCGUACUGCGACAAGGAGCUGUCUGAGAACGAGGAGAAGGAGGCCGACAAGAUCGCGGAGAUCGAGAAGCUCACUUCGAAGAUCGACCAGUGGAGUGCGCGGUCGGCGCAGCUGAAGAGCGAGGUGGCGGCGCUGCAGGAGGGCCUCGCGGAGCUCGCCUCGAGCCAGGCCACCAUGGACAAAAUUCGCGCUGAGGAGAAGGCGCUGUACACGAAGAACAGGGCCGAGAUGGAGCAGGGGCUCGAGGGCGUCAAGCUCGCCCUGAAGAUCCUCAGCGAGUAUUACUCGAAGGA
This is a messenger RNA of Prorocentrum cordatum, 1497 nucleotides long. NCBI's taxonomy places the organism in Eukaryota, Dinophyceae, Prorocentrales, Prorocentraceae. The record is from the annotation of a GenBank genome assembly.